This is a messenger RNA of Cimex lectularius (bed bug), 861 nucleotides long. It is a transcript of the gene eEF1beta, whose product is annotated as elongation factor 1-beta'. The transcript is spliced from 4 exons. NCBI's taxonomy places the organism in Eukaryota, Metazoa, Arthropoda, Insecta, Hemiptera, Cimicidae. Bases 129 to 797 code for a protein of 222 amino acids. The record is from RefSeq and is a predicted model, not a curated record. Gene Ontology annotation, molecular function: translation elongation factor activity; guanyl-nucleotide exchange factor activity. Gene Ontology annotation, cellular component: cytosol; eukaryotic translation elongation factor 1 complex. Gene Ontology annotation, biological process: translational elongation.
GUUACGCAAUCGAGACAACCUGGGACACGGCGAAGCAUAACCUCUCUUUUCGGACGAGUUCUCUUCCUCCCGAGUCUCUACCCGUGCGUGUCUCUUUUUCCCGUCCGACUCGAAUUAUUUUUUGAAAAAUGACCGUCUCCGACCUGAAAUCUGACAAAGGAGUCAAGGAGUUCGACACUUUCAUCUCGGACAAAAGCUACGUCGAAGGGUAUGAAGCUUCACAGGCAGAUCUUGCUGUUUUCGCUCAAUUCAGCAAAGCGCCUCUCGAUAACACUCCACAUGCCAAGAGAUGGUACAACCACAUGAAAUCAUACUCCGAAGCAGAGAAAAAGAAUCUUCCUGGUCAAAACAAGCUUCCAUCUGGUUUUUCAUCUAGCGGAGCUGCUCCUGCUAAGGCAAAGGAUGACGACGAUGAUGAUGAUGUCGAUCUCUUUGGAUCUGACGAUGAAGAGGACGCAGAAGCAGCACGAGUUAGGGAAGAGAGACUGAAGGCUUAUAACGAGAAGAAAUCAAAGAAGCCGGCACUAAUCGCCAAAUCCAGCAUCGUCCUCGAAGUCAAGCCUUGGGACGAUGAAACCGACAUGAAAGAAAUGGAAAGGAACGUCAGGACAGUAGAGAAAGAAGGCCUCGUCUGGGGUGCAUCGAAACUCGUUCCAGUAGGUUAUGGGAUCAACAAACUACAAAUCAUGUGUGUCAUCGAGGACGAUAAAGUCUCAGUUGACGACUUAGUCGAGACAAUCCAGGAGUUUGAAGAUUUCGUUCAGUCUGUUGAUAUCGCAGCAUUCAACAAAAUCUAAGCUGCUUUUGAACUGAACCUAAUAUGAUAUUUGUUUAUUUUUGUGAUUAAUUAAAUAAUAAAAA